GGUGAACGCUUUUCUGGAGCAGCAGCGGUUUCCCGACCAGCCUCUCGAGUGGGUCGGCUUGGAGGCGCGCAUGGAGGAGGAGCUGGACAUCGUGGGUGACCAGAUCAUCAUGGCAGACGAUCGUCGCCCAGACAGGCUGUGGGCGUCACCCGCGGCGGACGUGGCAUCAUACCUUCGGAGCUCGGUUGCGGCGGAUACGAAUUGGAAGGUGCGCCCAGAGUUGUCGGUCGUGGACAUCGAGGCCGGCACGGGCACGGAUCCUUCAAGCAUCCCGAGCGUCUCCAACGGGGUGUGGAGCAUGAAGGAGGCGAAGCAUGCCGUUGACGACACGAUG
Prorocentrum cordatum is the source of this 334-nucleotide messenger RNA. The record is from the annotation of a GenBank genome assembly. NCBI's taxonomy places the organism in Eukaryota, Dinophyceae, Prorocentrales, Prorocentraceae.